Molecule: messenger RNA, 789 nt
Organism: Prosopis cineraria
Lineage: Eukaryota; Viridiplantae; Streptophyta; Magnoliopsida; Fabales; Fabaceae
Exons: 1
Coding region: 1-789 (262 amino acids)
Molecular function (GO): calmodulin binding
Source: RefSeq, a predicted model, not a curated record
AUGAAGCCCACCAGCAGCUCAGGUGCAAAGAAGGAGCUUUCCCCAGCAAGCCUUCCAAAUGGCCAAUCUGAUUAUGAUGAUAAGAAUCAACAGCCAAAGUUUUCUGAUAAUCGGAAAGCCAGCCUUGUUCCUGGCAAGCAACCUGCAAAAACUUUGACAAGACCAUCAAGUUUGAAGUUACUAAACACUUUAACACAGAAUCCAAGUUUCAAGUCCUCAAGAAAAUCCUCCAGUAUAGCUCUGCAUGCAGAUAUGAAAGCACAGAGAACAACCUGUCUUUCAACUUUGAAGAACUCUGUGUCUCCUAAGUGCCUCAUGCCUAAUCCUCAGGUUACUGAGUCAGAGAGAACUUCAGUUAAGGUUUGCCAAUAUACAUUUUGCUCUUUUAAUGGUCAUCAUUGUACUCCUUUGCCUCCGCUGAAGAGCUUCUUGUCGGAAAGGAGAAGAAUUUUCAAGGCCCUGAAGACCAUGAAGCAGGAAGAACCAAGGCUUCAAAGAUUGAAGGUGCCCUUUAAGACAAAAGUUUCUGAUAUUGAGCAGAUUGUUAUCAAUGACAAUUCUGCAUGUGAUGAUGCAGAAGUAGGUUUUAUUGAAAUCUAUGCUAAUGUAAAAGAUCAUGAAGCAAAACCAACAGCAACAGCUCAUGGACAUGAAACAAGAAAACUAGAAUCUUCUGAAGAGCUUCAGGCUCAAGAAGUUAUCAAGUUCAUGAUUAAGGAGAAUAGCUUGGCUGCAAGAGAGGAUUAUAUCAAGCAGGUUACAACAAAUAUGUCAGAUUUCGAGGAAUAA